This is a messenger RNA of Westerdykella ornata, 843 nucleotides long. Its product is annotated as NAD(P)-binding protein. The record is from RefSeq and is a predicted model, not a curated record. Bases 1 to 843 code for a protein of 280 amino acids. NCBI's taxonomy places the organism in Eukaryota, Fungi, Ascomycota, Dothideomycetes, Pleosporales, Sporormiaceae. The transcript has a single exon.
AUGUCCCCUCCCACUCCCACCACUACCACCGAUACCACCAAACCCAUCGCCCUCAUCACCGGCGCAACCAGGGGCAUCGGCCUCGCCCUCGCCCGCACCCUCGCCACCAACCACAGCUACCACAUCCUCCUCGGCACCCGCACCACCUCCUCCUCCCCCGCCACCACCACCACCGCCGAACUACUCACAACCCUCCGCUCCUCAAACCCCUCCCUCCCCCUCUCCAUCGACCCCCUCCCCCUAGACCUCACCUGCGACGCCUCGAUCCGCGCCGCCGCCGCCGCCGUGCUCGCCAAACACGGCCGCCUGGACCUACUCGUCAACAACGCGGGCAUCGCACUGGACCAUUACCCUAUUGAAGAAGGGGAACCCACGCGCGACGCCUUCCGCAAGACGUUCGAUACGAAUGUUUUCGGUACGGCGGCCGUGACGGACGCUUUUAUCCCGCUGCUGAGCAGGGCGCAGGAGUGGAAUGCGAAGCAUCAUCUCCCCGGCGGUGGGGGCGUUCGGCGGCCCCCGACCAUCGUCUUUAUAUCUUCGACACUCGGCUCCAUUACCGCCCGCGUCGAUCCCGCAGGGCCCUAUGCGGAGACGGAUAUGCACAUCUACCGUGCCAGCAAGGCGGCUGUUAAUAUGCUCGCGGCGCACUAUGCAAGUCGGUUCCGUGACCAAGGGUGGAAGGUCAAUGCCGUGUGUCCCGGGUAUGUCAAGACGGAUAUGAAUGGUGGCGAGGGGGAGAUUACGGUCGAGGAGGCCAUGCCGCAUAUUGUGCGGGUGUGCACGCUGGGGGAGGACGGGGAGACGGGGACGUUCACCGGGAGGGACGGCAAGCUGGAGUGGUAG